AAUUCAGACCAGCAUCUUCUUCUUCAUCUGUCGUAUACACUUCUUCAAUCAAUCAUUCAAUUCUCAGAGUUAUAAACUUCAAAUUUCCAAAGAAUGUGGGCGAAGGAGAACGGAAUCGAGGGCGAUGACGAGCGAGAAGAGGAAUCUGAAGAAGACAACUCCGACGAGGAGGAAGAGGAGGAGCCGCGCCUCAAGUACCAGCGUAUGGGCGGCAGCGUCCCCACUCUCCUACAGAGCGACGCCGCCUCGUGCAUCGCCGUUUCCGAGCGCAUGAUCGCUCUCGGCACUCACUCCGGCUCCGUCCACAUUCUCGAUUUCCUCGGGAAUCAAGUUAAAGAAUUCAUUGCUCAUACUGCUGCAGUUAACGAUCUUUGCUUCGAUAUCGAAGGUGAAUAUAUUGGAAGCUGCUCCGAUGAUGGUUCUGUUGUAAUAAAUAGCCUUUUUACUGAGGAAAGAUUGAAAUUUGAGUAUCAUCGUCCUAUGAAGGCAAUUGCUUUAGACCCGGAUUACGUGAGAAAAGCAUCCAGAAGAUUUGUUACUGGAGGUUUAGCUGGCCAUUUAUAUUAUAACGUGAAGAAAUGGAUAGGUUAUCGAGACCAGGUCCUGCACUCUGGUGAAGGCCCAAUUCAUUCAGUAAAGUGGAGAAAUAGUCUCAUUGCCUGGGCUAAUGACGCUGGUGUAAAAGUUUAUGAUGCUGCUAAUGAUCAACGUUUAACAUUCAUAGAAAGACCAAGAGGAAGCCCACGUCCCGAGCUGCUGCUUCCCCAUUUAGUUUGGCAGGAUGACAAUUUGCUAGUCAUUGGAUGGGGAACAUCUAUUAAAAUAGUAUCAAUAAGAAACAAUCAGAAUAGAGCCAAUGAAACUUACAAGAAUUUGCAAAUGUCUAGCUUGAAUAAGGUGGAUAUUGUGGCGUCUUUUCAAACCAGCUAUUUCAUUUCUGGGAUUGCACCCUUUGGUGAUUCUUUGGUUAUUCUAGCAUAUGUCCCUGUGGAAGAAGAUGGGGAGAAGGACUUCAGCAGUGCUACUCCUUCACGUCAGGGAAAUGCUCAGAGACCUGAAGUACGAGUUGUCACUCGGAACAAUGAUGAACUGUCGACUGAUGCACUGCCAAUACAUGGCUUUGAGCAUUACAAGGCCAAAGAUUAUUCCCUUGCACAUUCUCCUUUCUCAGGUAGCAGUUAUUCAGGUGGUCAAUGGGCUGCUGGAAAUGAACCCUUGUACUAUAUUGUUUCCCCCAAGGAUGUAGUCAUUGCUAAGCCUAGGGAUACUGAAGAUCACAUAUCUUGGCUACUCCAGCAUGGGUGCCAUGAGAAAGCCUUGGCUGCAGUAGAAGCUGGUCAGGGUCGAAGUGAGCUUCAUGAGGAGGUAAAAUUAAAAUAUCUUGACAGUCUCAUUGUGGAACAUAAAUAUGCUGAAGCGGCUUCUCGCUGUCCCAAACUACUGCGAGGAUCAGCUGCAUGGGAAAGGUGGGUUUUCCAUUUCGCUCACCUCCGUCAGCUUCCUGUAUUGGUUCCAUACAUACCAACAGAAAAUCCAAGGUUACGCGACACUGCAUACGAGGUUGCUCUUGUUGCUUUGGCGACGAAUCCAUCAUUCCACAAAGAUCUCCUGUCUAUUAUCAGAACCUGGCCACAUAAUAUAUAUUCGGCUUCGCCUGUUAUCUCAGCUAUAGAACCACAGCUAAAUACUUCAUCAUCAACUGAUGCUCUCAGAGAGGCUCUGGCCGAGUUGUAUGUGAUUGAUGGACAAUAUGAGAAGGCGUUCAGCUUGUAUGCCGAUCUUAUGAAGCCGGAUUUGUUCGACUUCAUUGAAAAGCACAAUUUGCAUGAUGGCAUUCGUGAAAAGGUUGCCCAGCUGAUGAUGAUAGACUGUAAACGUGCAAUUUCACUGUUUAUCCAUCACAGGGACAUCGUAAGCCCAUCUGAUGUAGUUUCACAACUUGUGGCUGCAAAGACCAAGUGUGAUUACCGACAGUUUUUACAUCUCUACUUGCAUUCAUUGUUUGAGUCAAAUCCUCAUGCUGGGAGGGAUUUCCAUGACAUGCAGGUUGAACUGUAUGCUGAUUAUGACCCAAAAAUGCUGCUUCCCUUUCUACGGAGUAGUCAGCAUUAUACAUUGGAAAAGGCUCAUGAAAUUUGUGUCAAAAGAGGACUUUUGAAAGAGCAAGUUUUCAUCCUUGGAAGAAUGGGAAAUGCAAAACAAGCAUUGACAGUAAUCAUUAAUAAAUUGGGUGAUAUAGAAGAGGCCAUAGAAUUUGUAAGUAAUCAACACGAUGAUGAACUCUGGGAAGAGCUGAUUAAGCAGUGUAUGAACAAACCUGAGAUGGUUGGGGUAUUAUUGGAGCAUACUGUUGGCAAUCUUGAUCCCCUGUAUAUUGUAAACAGGGUGCCCAAUGGUUUGGAGAUACCUCGGCUGCGAGACCGUCUGGUGAAAAUCAUCACUGACUACAGGACUGAAACCUCUCUCAGACAUGGAUGUAACGAUAUUCUGAAGGCAGAUUGCGUUAACUUGCUGAUCAAGUGCUACAAGGAAGCAAGGCGAGCUAUAUACUUGGGCAACGAAGAAGAUGAGUCCCACAACAAAAGCAACAAUAAAAACAGUGCCUCUCAGCCAGCCAAGAGAUCUGUCAGCGUCAGAACCACAGAGGUCAAGUCAAAAAGCAGGUGUGGCGCAAGGUGUUGCAUUUGCUUCGAUCCGUUCUCUAUACAGGAUGUGGCGAUAUAUGCUUUCUUUUGCUGCCACGCAUACCACGAGACGUGUCUCUCGGAUUCCAUCAUUUCGAUUAGCAGACAAACGAAGCCAGCAACUCCCCCUCCCCGGGACAACCUCCAGUAUUAUAGUGACAACGGUGAUGACAAUGAUGACGAUGAUGACAGUGUCGAUGAUACUCGGAUACGUUGCAUCUUGUGUACAACUGCUGCUGGUUGAGCAUCUUAUGAGCCUGACCCUAAUUGUUUUCAUCCUUGUAUAUGUGAGGAAUUGUGCCUUUGUGUGUCAUUAACAUUUUAAUACUUGACUUUUUUUUUUCAAGAUUGAAUCCGCAUUCAGCGGCAUAGAGUGUAGUUCCAGUUGAAAUUUUUCCUGGUGAGAAAGUUGUAUUCCACAAUUUUAUUCAUAUUUGUAAAGUUCUUGGCUGAUAGUUUUAAGUGGUGAAAGUAAUUUUUUAAAAUUCAAA
Messenger RNA from Salvia hispanica, 3175 nucleotides. RefSeq names its product vacuolar protein sorting 41 (gene VPS41). Gene Ontology annotation, molecular function: protein binding. The record is from RefSeq and is a predicted model, not a curated record. Gene Ontology annotation, biological process: macroautophagy; protein targeting to vacuole; cellular response to starvation. Gene Ontology annotation, cellular component: HOPS complex; late endosome. Lineage: Eukaryota; Viridiplantae; Streptophyta; Magnoliopsida; Lamiales; Lamiaceae.